Messenger RNA from Penaeus vannamei (Pacific white shrimp), 937 nucleotides. The record is from RefSeq and is a predicted model, not a curated record. NCBI's taxonomy places the organism in Eukaryota, Metazoa, Arthropoda, Malacostraca, Decapoda, Penaeidae.
UGUGAUCCUUGUGGAGUUUGGGGAGAACGGCAGCACGGAGGUCAUCAUCGUCUCGGGCUACAACGUGAAGAACAUCACAGUCCAGGACGACAAGCCUUCCCCUAGCCUUGUCAGUGCCAUUGAUAACCUCUUCGAAAAGAACAGCAAAAUGCAGUACUACACAACCUCUGGUGUCCAUGGUUUACAUAAAUUGGGAGCAGCUAUAAACAACUGUGGGGUAUAUAACUUCACCGAAAAUGUAACCUCGGUUAGCCGCAUCUCUUGGUUCUUAAUUAUACAUUACAGUAGCCAGGAGCUGACGGCACGACGAGAGAGCCUUUGCGUAUGGUUGGCAGAAAACCGUGUGCCAUACACAGUUAGGGAUGACAUGAGUGUAGAGGUUUUGCAAACUGCAGUAAUAGCCCAGCCAUAUGAACCAGGCUCAGUCCAGUGCACCAAUGAAGUAGUUCUGGACAAAGUGAUGAAACUAGUGCAGCAAAUGCCUGUUCAAGCUGCCACCACAACUUAAAAUGCCCUGCUAGUGUACUAAUUGCAGGAUACCAGUAUCUGCUUAGAGCGCAACAGAAUCAUGUGAUAUUUCAGCAGAUGUCUGGCCUCCUAUUCUGUACAGCUGAAUCAUGUGUCUGAAUCAGUUGCUAAGGCUGGUACACACCAAAGUUGAUGUAGUGAAGUGUAUGCCUUGGCCAUUGUACCACCAAAGCUAUCAGUCUUGCUACUACAGUAUUAUAUUUAUUGAGAUAUCUCUCAGCAAAUUUAGUCUUACCAGUAAAGUAAAAUAGUUCAUAUAAUGUGCUGAUGACAGUCAGAUGUCUUUUUGUACAGGAUUAUAUGCCUGAUUUCAUAUCUUCAUGUAACCACCUUGUCUGAAGACUUAACUAAUAACCUUAAGGAAAAUUAAUGUCAUAUUUUGUUCCCAUAGUAAAAUGAAAAGCUUGCA